Trichosporon asahii var. asahii CBS 2479 is the source of this 1392-nucleotide messenger RNA. RefSeq lists its product as uncharacterized. Gene Ontology annotation, molecular function: ubiquitin binding; cysteine-type deubiquitinase activity. The record is from RefSeq and is a predicted model, not a curated record. Lineage: Eukaryota; Fungi; Basidiomycota; Tremellomycetes; Trichosporonales; Trichosporonaceae. Gene Ontology annotation, biological process: protein K48-linked deubiquitination. The transcript has 4 exons. The coding region runs from base 1 to 1392 and encodes 463 amino acids. Gene Ontology annotation, cellular component: nucleus.
AUGGGAUGGCUCAACAAGGUCUUCGGCGCAAGCAAGGACGACAAGCGCCCUCCGACCUCUCCCACGUCCGGCAGCAGCAGGCCGAAACCGAAACCGAAACCGACCUCGGCGUCUGGGACCAGCACGCCCGCCGCCGGGUCUCAUAGCCGCUCCGAAUCGCGCACUGGAGGGAAUGCAAAUGCAGCGAACGCAGCGCCCAUGUCCGAGUUCAUGGCUAGCGCCAUGGCCGCGGCUGAUGCUGGCAUGACAUGGGAGAACCAGGGCGGCUACGCUAGCGGCGCACGCACGCCGCGGCCAGAGAGGGUCAUAGAUGAGACGACGGCGCUGUCUUCCCUCACGGAUCAGGAGAUUGCGCGCUUGACGGAGGGGAUACAGGCCGACGUGCUGAAGCAGACAGCCUUCACGCUCGCCUACCUCCUGCGCAUCCUGUAUGCGCCGUCACCGAAGGACGACGCCGAGGCCGCCCUGGCCGUUAUCAACGCGACGCUUCCUUCGAUGCAAAGUGCAGGCUUCCAGGCUGAUCUCGUGGAGGAAUUCAUGGAUCCCCUCAUCGGGGCCGUGAGCAGCUUCGUCUCGCCUUCCCCCGGCAACGAACCGACCGAGUACUCCCUCCUGCAGCUGCUGCAAGAUCCGGAGCGGAGCAACUACAUUGUCGUCGCGCUGCGUCUCAUCACCGGCGCCUACAUCCGCACGCACGAGGAGCGCUUCGCAGCCUUCCUCUUCUCGCCCGUCACGUUCGAGCCGAUAUCUCCGGAGCAGUUUGCGAGGGAGGAGGUCGAGCCGUGCGGCAAGGAAGCGGACAAUGUCCAGAUCACGGCGCUGGCAAGUGCACUCCGCAUGCCUGUCCGCGUGGCGUAUCUCGACCAGAGCCAGGGAGACGAUGUCUGGCUCGAGGUCGGCGACAACGCGGCGAGCGAAGAUGCCAGGCCGCUGACGCUGCUACCCGGACACUUCGACGUCGUCACGAAGGACAACAUGCACGCUGCGCUCGCGAGGCAGGAGCGCGAGGGCGCCGCUGCGGCUGCUCAGCCGCAGGGGAAGUCGCCUGUCAAAUCCAAGUCACCGCCUUCGUCGCCCAAGAAGGUCCGGCCGCCACAGGAGGGACUGCACAUCGUUGCAUCGACUGAGGCUCCUCCUGCUGGCUCUUCGACUGCCGGUGCCUCCUCCUCUGCCACUGGCGCUGGGCUUGCCCCAGCAGAGCCGCCAUCUUCCCACUCGUCAGCGCAGGUUGAGCCGCCGUCGCCGCGAUCCAAUCUGUCCCCUCAGACAACUAACUCGCCGCCCCGAUCACCGCAGCCGGCAGCCGCGCGCGCGAGCGGAGAGAAGGACGCGGCGGACGCACCGACGCAGGACGACGACGAUGACGGGCGCAAGGUCACGGAGAACGUAUAG